Aspergillus costaricaensis CBS 115574 is the source of this 829-nucleotide messenger RNA. RefSeq lists its product as uncharacterized. The record is from RefSeq and is a predicted model, not a curated record. The transcript is spliced from 2 exons. NCBI's taxonomy places the organism in Eukaryota, Fungi, Ascomycota, Eurotiomycetes, Eurotiales, Aspergillaceae. Bases 94 to 702 code for a protein of 202 amino acids.
CAUCCCCUCAUCUCAUCAACUAUCUCCUUUACCCAUCUUCAUCACCCAUCCAACCCAAAAACCCCCUACGAAGUGAACCGUAAAGAAAGAAAAAUGUCCUUCUCCAACCUCAUCUCCUCCGCCCUCGAACAAGCCACCUCCGGCUCCCACUCUUCCUCCGGAGGAGGUGGUGGCUACGGCAACUCUGGAUCCUACGACCCCGAAUUCUCCUCCGCCCAACACCACGCACAAUCCCACGAGUCUUCAUCCGAUAGUUCCCUCUUCUCCUCCGCCCUGGGCUUCCUCUCCGACCGCAAGAGCCAGUACUCAGAGCAACCCGACAUUGACGAGGAGCAUCUCGUGCAGUCGCACCAGCGGCUGUAUAACGGUGGCGGAGGGUAUGGUGGAGAGCAGCAACAGCAUGAUAGCAGCAGCUUGGGUGCCGGCGCUGCGAUGCAGGCGCUGAAGAUGUUUACUUCCGGUGGGGGUGGUAGCAGCGGUGGUAGUGGGGACAAGAAUGAGUUUAUUGGGAUGGCGAUGGCGCAGGCGAGUAAGCUUUGGGAGGAGAAGGCGGGAUCGGGUAAUGUUUCUGGUGAUAAGCAGUCGGCUGUUAACUCGGCUGCGGAGAUGGCGUUCAAGAUGUAUAUGAAGAGUCAGGGCAGUGGGUCGAGUGGUACCGGUGGUCCCGGGGCUUUGAUGAGUUUGGCGAGUAAGUUCUUGUAAGUAAAUAUUUUAGGUUGUUGGGUAUAUGAGGACGGGUUGGUAGUUUAUGAGUGUUGCAUUUGAUGGCAGGGUAUAUCUACUGGUUCAGCUGCAGCAGUGCUAUACAUGUCUAUUUUAUCUACCGGGU